AACAGUUCGAAAACUCACCACUUUGUCCUUACCAACAUGAUCCUUGCAGCCCUCCUCUCCUUUCUUCCUCUCUCACUUGCCGCCUCCGGCACCGGCAAGUCCACCCGCUACUGGGACUGCUGCAAGCCAUCCUGCUCCUGGCCCGGCAAAGCCGACGUCUCCAACCCCGUCACCACAUGCGACAAGAACAACAAUCCGUUGACCGACUACAACGCAAAGAGUGGCUGCGACAGCGGGACAUCGUACAUGUGCGCGAGCCAGAUCCCAUGGGCUGUGAACAGCGCGUUGGCGUUUGGGUUCGCGGCGACGGCGAUCAGUGGCCAGACGGAAAGUGAUUGGUGUUGUGCUUGUUAUGCUGUGACAUUCACUUCCGGCAAAGCGAGUGGCAAGACUAUGCUCAUCCAAUCCACCAACACGGGCGGCGACCUCGGCAGCAACCAAAUGGACAUCGCCAUGCCGGGUGGUGGCCUCGGCAUCUUCGACGGCUGUAGCAGCCAGUUCGGCGGCCUAGGCGGAAACCGCUACGGUGGCGUCGCGAACCGCAGCGACUGUGACAGCAUGCCUGAACUGCUUAGACCAGGCUGUUACUGGCGCUUCGACUGGUUCAAUAAUGCAGAUAAUCCCGAUCAUAAGUUUGAGCAGAUUCGUUGCCCAGAUGAACUUGUGAACAAGACGAAUUGCAGGAGGAAGGAUGACGACAAGUUCCCGGUGUAUACGCAAACCGCGACCGUGUGGGCGAGUCCGACACCUAGCUAUACGGCGAAGCAGUGGGAGCAGUGUGAUAGCUUGCUUUGGGAUGCGCAGGCGAAGUGUGCGGAGGGGCAGAAGUGUGUGAAGAUUAACGACUACUACUGGCAGUGCCAGUAAGAGUUUGUACAGGACUGACAACGUGGAACAGUGGACUGGACAGACUGGCUAGAACAUAUUAGCAUGAUCUUGACCUUGUACCUACUCUCCAAAG
Molecule: messenger RNA, 961 nt
Organism: Trematosphaeria pertusa
Lineage: Eukaryota; Fungi; Ascomycota; Dothideomycetes; Pleosporales; Trematosphaeriaceae
Product: carbohydrate-binding module family 1 protein
Exons: 4
Coding region: 37-867 (276 amino acids)
Biological process (GO): carbohydrate metabolic process
Cellular component (GO): extracellular region
Molecular function (GO): cellulase activity; cellulose binding
Source: RefSeq, a predicted model, not a curated record